Lachancea meyersii CBS 8951 is the source of this 3276-nucleotide messenger RNA. The record is from the annotation of a GenBank genome assembly. Lineage: Eukaryota; Fungi; Ascomycota; Saccharomycetes; Saccharomycetales; Saccharomycetaceae.
AUGAGUGCUACAAGCUGUACUAUCUACAACGCCAUCACUGGAUUCAGCGUCACUACUAAUCUCCGCCUGUUUCUCACAAUAGAUGACUUCAAACGGUUUGUGAGCCAGCAACUGAUGAUCCCCUUAGACCAGACUUUUAUCCUUCUGCCCUACGGAGCAAAAUUGAAGAGGGACACAUUUGCUAGUUGCGUGCGAGAUGCAGCAAAAUCGGAGUUCUACGUCUUCGAUCGUAGGCUUUUUUCGUUCGCUCAGGAUCCAAUUUCCUCCACAAUAUUAACGCAGACACCAGAGAUAGAAGAGUUGCUGAAUGCAGUAACACGGCUUCACAAGGCCACUCUGAUAAAGCCUGUAACCUCUCCGCUCCAAGAGGUUACGUUUGCAACGUCGGAUUUAGACUACCGCAAAAUUACCACAAUGCUAACAUCCAACAUGGGCUGGCUCAGCGCUUUGGAAAUUGACGCACACUAUUUCCACUCUAUUAUCCAGAAUACAAUGUCCGAAAUUCGUGUAAUAUUCCAGUGUUUUACAAUUUGCUCACAAUACCUCAAACUAUACUGUUUUGAGGUCGAGAAGCUCUACGACUCUAACGUAGAAUUUCACAAUCAACUCCGCAAAGAUAGCAAUGCUCACCAGUGGCAGAAAUUCUACGAUUCUUUGCUCAAGGAAAUCAAAACUGUAAAUGAUGAAAGGCAAAAACGACUGAGUAACUUUCUCGAGAGAGACAGCCUCGAGCGCGAUUACAAUGAUCUGGUCGAUAUCAAUCGCAGAGUCUUGACGCAACUGCGACAGCUCAAAACUCAAAUUUAUGAGAACAUAGAGAAACGGCAAGCGAUCGCUGCCAGAGUUGAGCAGUUGAAACCAUUGUUCGACCAAGCCCCAUCAAACUAUGAAAUGGAAAACCAAAUGAUGAAGAAGUUUGAAGAAAUAAUUGCAGAAACCAAGGAAAGCACACGCGAAAUUUUAGCAUUAACCUCCGAAGAACUCACUCCAGAUGUGUUAGCCGAGGUAUCUCAAAAAGUCUCAGAUAACAAGAAUUCCACGAUACCCAAUCUUCUUACUAUCGCUCAAUCGCUGUUUUCGCAAGCAGAAGAGUCACUUGCUAACAAAAAACGACUUCAGGAGCAGAUCAUUUUACUUUUGAGUCAAAUCGCUUUUGUUCAAGUACAAAUAUUAGACGUCAAGACUGUUCUGCUAAAGGAAUGCAAUCAACAACUGGAGAGUCUACAGAACUAUGAAUUGCGACUAUCACAGGUCGAAGACUUGCCGAUACUCUAUGGUCUGCAUUUAAUUGAGAACUUACGAAAGAAGAACUGGCUUGCUGAGGCAAAAACCCUGGGAUGCAAAAUGUCGCAAGAGCUGCAAGCAAUAGGAGACAUUGAGGAAAAGCAUCGUGAAAAAUGGAAUCGCACUUUUGGUCAGCUAAGAUCGCUAUUUGAUAUUUCAGGUAGCGAUCUUACUGGAUUCCGAAAGUCAUAUGCCCUCCAAAUUUGCAGCUUCUCCGUCGUUGACACUGACGGACUGACAGCAGAAAAAAUUGAGCGAUAUCUGCUCCAGCUUUCUCAGCAUAAUAUUUCUGUGGAGAGUUUAGCGUUGCUGCAGAAAAACUUGGAGUCAGCAGUAUCAUUUUCCAUAAACCUCAAGCCUCUGUCGUCAAAUGGUUAUUUCUUUCCGGGAAGGUCAUCUCAUGAUGAUUCUGAUGUCAUUAGGCGAUAUCAAAGAAGGAUCAAAAAGCUUGAAGCAUUGCUACAUGAUGCGAAAUACUCAAAUAUACGUUCUUGGCCUUCGGGUAUUUUGAACAAUGCGACGCUUACAGCGUUUGAAAACAAUACCCCGCCCGUUAAUGUCAAGAUGUCAAUGCUUUUGGCGGAUUCAAAUGAUGUCACAUCGAACUUGCCUCAAGGGAAAGCACUUGAUGAUAUGUCAAGGCUUCGAAAAGAUGCAGAGGAAUAUCAAGAACAAAUAGACUCUCUGAAAAAGGAGUCUUUGAAGCUGAAGACACUGGCAGUUGAUUUUGAAGACGAGCGUAGUGCUUAUCGCGAAACUCUAUCUGCCCUCAAUAAUGAACUGUCGAAACUUACUUCAGAAAGAGAGCAGCGCGAGCACUUCGAAUCCAUAAAGCUUGCGGAACUCAAGGAUCAAGUCACUGUUUUGAGUAAGCACAACGCUUCUCUGCUGAAUGAGGUGAGCUCUUUGAAAAAUGAUUUCGAGCAACAGAAGAGCUUGAACGAAAAGCUUCUCAGUGACAUGGCUACUGCUGAAACAAACGCAGGAGAAGCCAAAAAGGCAUUUGAUGAGGAACGCAACCUACUGCGCGAGGAGAUUGAUUUGCUAAAGAGCAGCAAUGAGGAAUUGGUGAACAAUCAAAUAAUAUUGAACUCAUCUGAACACAAAGAGCAGAGCGAAGAGGAUGAUUCAAAUGCGACGGUCAACCACGAUAUGUUGAAAAGUGUAUUCGAAGUAUUUGCCGGUGCAGUUUACAUUUUAGAGAAUAUUGGUUUACUACUUUCAAGGACGGACGACUUAAGCUAUCAGAUAUCUCGAGUGAAAGGUCUUCGAAAAGGCCUGGCUCAAAGUGACAUCUUUGAAAGCGCUCUGGAACUGAAGGGUCCUACUUCCAUCAAGAGUACGGUUUUCCAGGAUGUAAAAGAGCUGUUCGACUCGUCCAAUGGGCCAGAUAACGUUCAAGCUCAAAGAGAACUUUUGCUGGCGAUGAACAAGCUUUUUGAAAAUAAACUGUACGAAUCUUCGGUCAUCAAAAGAUUCAAAGACAUUGAAGCCCUCGCUAAAAAGCUCACAAAGGAAAAUAAAUUCAGAAGAGGUUUACUAGAGACUUAUCAAAGAGAAAAAAUUACAGUGAAGAACUUUCAGGUUGGGGACACUGCAUUGUUUUUGCCCACAAGAGACGUUCCUGAUUCUGUUUCAUCCUCUGUGUCUUCUCUUGCUUCAUCAUUUUCUUCAGUUGAUCUGUCGACUCCUCCCCCUCCCGGAGGUGCAUCUUCGCAAAGAGGGGAGUCCCACCACUUGAAGAAUACAAAGGAAAGGGUGAAUGCAAACAAAGCGGUCCCGUGGGCUGCUUUUACAGCGUUUGAUGAAUCAACGCGAUACUUUUUAAAGGAUAACGAAAAGUUCACAAUAGAUAGAGACUGGUUUGUGGGCAAUAUUACGUCUGUCGAAGAAAUGGUAGCCAACGAACCCGCAACAAAUCCUUUUAAACUUCCUAAAGGAACAACUUGGGUUCAGGUUACCGCUGACUUUGUGACAGGGAAAAAUUCUUGA